ACCGUGGCUCCCUUUGUCUUUCUCAUGCGAUGCAUUCCCUUCGUUUCUUUCAUGACUCAUUUUUUCUGGUCUUCUUCCUUAUUCUACUUUCUGCCCCUACCUACCUUCAUAACAAUACCAGAUACCCGCAUCGCGACCUCCUGAUGUAAAAGUCCUCAUUCAAGGCUUUUUAGUGUUGAACAUUGAAAACCUCUCUACCUCGCGUCGUAGCCCUUCACCCACUACGCAACACCAUUUCUUCUCCGCUUCACGCCAUUGCCCACAGACGUCCGCCACUCUCUUGCUUUCUCUGAGUGUGCCAUCGCAGAACCUCAGAUCCCUAGAUUCGUAGGGGAAGGCGUAGGAAGGAAACAGAAAGAGAAUUUUCCUAAUACACAACUAUUAUCCAUCUCUCCUAAACACCCAAACUCCAAUUCAUCACCCUUGCCGGUGCUUUCUCCCCCUCUUUUCUCAAGAAAACGCUUAGAGACAGUACCAGGACCAGUUCUUUACCCUUCACUGCCGCCCCUCCUCUCUAGAACACAUUGACACAGAGACAGAGAGAGCGAGGAUGAAUCAUAAUCAGCAACCGGGUGAUGGUACGCAUGAAGAUGACGCUGCGCUCUCUGAUUUUCUCGCAUCCUUAAUGGACUACACUCCCACCAUACCAGAUGAGUUGGUCGAGCAUUACCUAGCCAAGAGUGGGUUUCAAUGUCCUGAUGUUCGACUAAUUAGGCUGGUAGCUGUUGCUACGCAGAAGUUUGUAGCUGAGGUUGCAACUGAUGCUCUUCAAUGUAAUCUGGAAUGCAACUACAAGGUUUUGAAGGAGAGGCAUAAGGGUUCGAGCAGAAGCUGGCAGUGCAAGGCAAGACAGGCUGCAGUAGUUAAGGACAAAAGGGAUAAGCAGCAAAAGGAUAAGCGCCUAAUAUUGACGAUGGAGGACCUCUCAAGAGCACUGCGUGAGCAUGGCGUGAAUGUGAAGCAUCAAGAGUAUUUUGCUGAUAGCCCUUCAACUGGGAUGGAUCCUGCUUCAAGGGAUGAAUGAGCUUUGGGUUGAAUCUGUACUCAAUUCGUUUUUGAAGUUCUAUGAUAUAUAUCGGUUGUGGAAGAAGUGCAGGAGUGCAAAAUAACUAUGCGAUCUAAGUUUUAUUCUGUCUGAAUGUUGGUCGAAUGGAGAUUUUAUACCUGGUUCUUCCCGUUGCUUAUUUAUGCUGCUUUUUGUUUUUUGUUUUUUUAGUGGUUAGGGGGAAAGAAAAAGAAAAAAAAAAUGUCCGUUCCAUUGUCAUGUUGACUGGACAAUCUUUGUUUUCUUCAAUUCUUAGUAAUAAGAUUACUUUUAAAGCU
Carya illinoinensis is the source of this 1323-nucleotide messenger RNA. RefSeq names its product transcription initiation factor TFIID subunit 10. Gene Ontology annotation, cellular component: nucleus; SAGA complex; transcription factor TFIID complex. Bases 551 to 1024 code for a protein of 157 amino acids. The transcript has 8 exons. The record is from RefSeq and is a predicted model, not a curated record. Lineage: Eukaryota; Viridiplantae; Streptophyta; Magnoliopsida; Fagales; Juglandaceae. Gene Ontology annotation, biological process: transcription initiation at RNA polymerase II promoter. Gene Ontology annotation, molecular function: RNA polymerase II general transcription initiation factor activity; promoter-specific chromatin binding.